AUGAACAAUUUUACUUCUGUGUCUACAUUUCUGCUACGGGAAUUCUCGGAAGUACGAGAACUACAGAUCUUAUACUUCUUUCUGUUUCUAGCAUUGUACCUGACAACCAUCACUGGGAAUCUUCUCAUCAUUGCCGCAGUAGCCCUUGAUCAUCACCUUCAUACACCAAUGUACUUUUUCCUAACAAACUUGGCCAUGAUGGACAUUGGCUCUGUUUCUGUCAUCGUACCUAAAUCUAUGACCAAUUCCAUUAUGAACACUUGGUCAAUUUCUUAUUCUGAAUGUGUAGCUCAAGUUUUCUUUUAUUUCUUCUUUGUAGCAUCAGAUCUUACACUUCUAACUGUAAUGGCACAUGACCGGUAUGUUGCCAUCUGCAACCCGUUACAGUAUGAGACAAUUAUGCACAGAGGAGCCUGCCUUCAGAUGGCAGUCAUUGCAUGGAUUACUGGGCUUCUUUAUGCCAUAGUACAUACUUGUGGCACCUUUGCAAACACAUUCUGUUCUAAUGUUGUCAGCCAGUUCUUCUGUGAAAUUCCAAAGUUACUGAAGCUCUCCUGCUCUGACUUUUACUUAGUUGAAAUUGGGCUUAUUGUGGUAGGGAGUUUGUUAGGAUUAGGAUGCCUCAUUUACAUUGUCAUAACAUACAUGCAGAUUUUUGCUAUAGUGCUCAGAAUCCCCUCUGUUCAUGGUAAGAAAAAAGCCCUCUCCACUUGCCUUCCCCACCUCACUGUUGUCUCUUUGCUUAUGUUCAGUGCAAUUGUUGCCUAUGCAAGUUCUUCCACUAAUUAUUCUUCUGGUCUGGACAUUGCUUUUGCUGUGAUAUAUACCAUCAUUCCUCCCACAUUGAAUCCAUUCAUCUAUAGCAUGAGAAACAAAGACAUCAAGAUUGCUUUGUGGAAGCUCUUAGAUGUUGGGCCUUCCUCUAAAACUAUAUUCAGAUUGCUGUAA
Rhineura floridana is the source of this 948-nucleotide messenger RNA. RefSeq names its product olfactory receptor 14A16-like. NCBI's taxonomy places the organism in Eukaryota, Metazoa, Chordata, Lepidosauria, Squamata, Rhineuridae. The transcript has a single exon. Bases 1 to 948 code for a protein of 315 amino acids. Gene Ontology annotation, molecular function: olfactory receptor activity; G protein-coupled receptor activity; odorant binding. Gene Ontology annotation, cellular component: membrane. Gene Ontology annotation, biological process: G protein-coupled receptor signaling pathway. The record is from RefSeq and is a predicted model, not a curated record.